UUGCGCAUGUUUAAGGAUUUUAAAAUGGAUUUAUCAUCACUGGUUAUUGUUCUGUUAACUGUCUUGGACACAGUAAGUGGACUGGAAUGCUCUAAAUGUACUCACGUGGUUAUCAAGGAGGUCCCUUCAUUUCUCCAAAGCAUUGUAUUACCCAAAAGUCCUCAAUGUGCCAAUACCCCUCCGGGACAAACAGUCGAUGAUGUGAGUUUGGUCAAGUGCCUCAGCAAUCCAACGUCAGGACAGGUGUACAAGUGUGGGACCUACACCGGCACCGUCACCGUGCAAAUUGACCUAACACUCAUCAACCCCACUGUAAAUGCUGAUAUAGUAUACCGUGACUGUGUGCUGAUGGACCCAGCAGUCCCUGCCUCAUGCGCCAUACAGAACAACAUGCCUGCUGAUAACGCAGUACUGAAAUCCGUGUUGUCCAGCCUAGCAGAUAUCAAUGCUGUCACCUUUGUCGGUACCAGAUGCGUGGCAGACGAGAGAUCUUUAAUAGCCUUAGGUCAACAUCAACACAUCUGAGUGAAACCAAAACUUUCUUUUGCAUGUUCAUGCUUGUAAUCACUAUAUAUUUACU
This is a messenger RNA of Saccostrea cuccullata (small rock oyster), 580 nucleotides long. RefSeq lists its product as uncharacterized. Bases 7 to 525 code for a protein of 172 amino acids. The record is from RefSeq and is a predicted model, not a curated record. The transcript is spliced from 4 exons. Lineage: Eukaryota; Metazoa; Mollusca; Bivalvia; Ostreida; Ostreidae.